This is a messenger RNA of Oncorhynchus mykiss (rainbow trout), 1094 nucleotides long. The record is from RefSeq and is a predicted model, not a curated record. Lineage: Eukaryota; Metazoa; Chordata; Actinopteri; Salmoniformes; Salmonidae.
CCGACCACAGCCAACACAGACUCAAGAUGCCUUUCAAGCCACACUACCUGUUGGUGUCCCUGACUCUCUGCUGGUUCGUGGCUCUUCAAGCAUUCCCCAUGAACGGCUGUGCUGCAUGUCAGAAGUGUCGCUGCAUCCGGACGUCCUCUGCUUUCAUCUCUCCUCGGCUGUUCCACAGGAUAGAGAUCCUACCUCCAGGUGCCCACUGUCGUCAAACAGAGAUCAUCGUUACCAAGAAGGACAAAGCCACCGUCUGUGUGACUCCAGAUGCAAGAUGGAUCAACAAAGUCAUUGUCAAGUUACAAAGUACCAACAAGAAGAAGAGAAGUGUAGAACUUCCCCAUCUCAACCACCAUUGAGUGAAUUGGAACAGGAAUGUAUCAAGUUGGAGCUAAAUGGAAAUGUGAUACCAAUGUGAUACCAAUGUGAUACCAAUGUGAUACCAAUGGAUUCUAUUCAAAUACGAUUCCAAUACCAAGUUAAUUUGUUUAUCUGAAAUGAUCUCAGUAUGUAUUGUUAGGUUCUUAUUUUUCAGAGUAAAUAACCCUUGGACACUAGAGAAGCUUUAACCAAGUGUAAUUCUUCCCAGAGGUUCUGUACAGCUGUAAUUCAGACAACACAACAUUUGUCCCACCCAGAUAUUUAUAUCCCACUUAUUAAGACACUCCUCCUUCUCUUCAAUCCUUUCAUUUUAUGGUUCUACAGGAAGAGAGAAAAAAGGGAAACAGGAAACCAAACCUUUAUUACUCCCUUCAGGUGACCUGUCCUCACCUCCUGACCUCAACCCCUCCUUCACCUAAUCCACAGAUGUCCAUCUGUCUCCCCUGUUUCACACUUUGCUCUCCUCUCGUCCCCCAACACAUUCCACCGCUAUCUGUCUUUCUACAGAGACCCAGUCUCUUUUCCUCCUUAAUAUACUAUGUGUCUAAUCUGUCAUGUCUUUAAUGUCUCAAUGUUCAAACUGUCGAAUCCAACAAGUCCCUCGUCUUCAACAACAGCAUCCUAAUAUUCAAUUCAUAUAAACUUGGAAAUGACUAAUAAAUGUAUAAACAAUGAUAAUAAAACAUGAAAAAAAACUAACAAAUGAUUAGAAA